Macrobrachium nipponense is the source of this 3047-nucleotide messenger RNA. Its product is annotated as delta(14)-sterol reductase TM7SF2-like. Lineage: Eukaryota; Metazoa; Arthropoda; Malacostraca; Decapoda; Palaemonidae. Gene Ontology annotation, molecular function: Delta14-sterol reductase activity. Bases 238 to 2064 code for a protein of 608 amino acids. Gene Ontology annotation, biological process: cholesterol biosynthetic process. The record is from RefSeq and is a predicted model, not a curated record. Gene Ontology annotation, cellular component: nuclear inner membrane; endoplasmic reticulum membrane. The transcript is spliced from 11 exons.
GGUGUUUAUGCGCUGAACGUCUAGUGCUGGUAGAGCUUGUUGGGGAGUGUGUCGGUGUAUCGGGGAAAGUGCAGUGCGGGGUAAAACACGGUUCGUCUGUGUUUGUUCAUUGCGUUACAACGGAUGUAUGUUGGUGCUUUUUGACGUAGAAAUUGUCAGCCGUCAGGAUUUAGAGAUUACAGCGACGAGAAGACUAGUGGAUUUUGUUGUAAAUCAAGUACCUUGAGCGUGCUUCUUAUGAAGAUGGUAUUACUCAAAGUCAAUGACCGUGUUAUGGCAAAAUGGCCUGGUUCGUCCUUGUGGUUUGAGGGAAAAAUAAUGGAUUUUAAUGAUAUUGAAUAUCUAGUGCAGUUUAACGAUGAGGGAAAUUCUGAAUAUGUAUUGAAACAUAGAGAUGUCAAGCUAUUUACAGCUUUCCAUAGAUCACGUUCUAGAAGUCGUGGGAGGUCAAGAAGCAAAAGCAGGGGUCGGGGAACAAGGAAAGCACAGCUACCAUAUGAAUAUGAAAAUGAGGUAGAAGAUAUGGUUCAAGUUGUUAACCAAGUGGAAAUUGUCAAUGCUGUACCAGAGCCAGAACCAAAAAAAGAAUCUCCCAAGCCUGUAUCGACAUCACCUGUAACAGAAGAUGUAGUAGGUGUGCGCACUUCCACUCCCAUGAGGCAGUCAUUGAGAGUUGCUGCUAUGACUGUAGAAAAGAAUGAAGUUGAUGGCCAGGCAACUCAGAUGAACAAUGUCAAUGCUACAAAGAAAACUACUUCAGUUGAGGAACCUCCUGCUCAGCCUGGCAUAGGGGCACGCAUUUGUUCUGGGGCAUCUUUUAUUGGAUCUUCCAUCAAAAGAGGAUUUUUCAUGCUGGUUCCUUCUUUUGCAACGGUUAAAGUUGCUGUAAUUCUUUUGGUCUUACUGGCUCUACCAUUGGUUUUGAAUCGGAUGUGUACUAAGAACAAAUGUACUGUAAUGGAAAUUCCAGACAUUCCAACAAAGCUGCAUCAUUAUUAUGACUUGAGAGCUGUUGCAAUUGCUGCUGGAUUCUUGGUAUCAUUGCUGCUACUGAGCUUAAUUCCAUUAGGACGGAAAGUAGAUCUUCCAAAUGGGUCUGUUUUACGCUGCAAUGGUUACAUACCAAUGCUUGUAGCUCUUGCCUUAGUUCCAGCUCUGAUGUACUUUGGAGUGGAUGUCUUAGUAGUAUACAAACUGUAUCAGCAUCUAUUGGCCACAGUUACAGUUUUAAGUGUUGUAUUGGCACUGUUGCUUUAUAUUAAAGCCCGUAAUAUACCCAAGGAUGCCAAGAAUCCCUUGGGAAACACAGGACUAUUCUUGCCAGAUUUAUCUACUGGACGAGAACUUAGCCCAGUUAUUCUGGGUUUGGAUGUCAAGUUCUUAAUUUUUAGAGCUAUGGCUCUAAUGUUACUGCUGUUCAAUGUGAUAGUAGUGAUAAAGGACCUUGAUGCUAACAAAGGCCAGUAUAGUCCCACACUUCUGGUGGCCUGUACUUUUCAGAUAUUUGUUGCUGUUGACACUAUAUGGUUUGAAGAAUCAAUUUCUACAAUGUACGAGUACAACCGUGUUGGUUGUGGCCUAUUCACCUUAAUUUCAUAUCUGAUGGCUCCUUUUUACCUAGUGAUAUACUCCAGAGUUGUUUUAAAUCACAGGACUGAGCUGGAAUGGUAUUUCCUAUCACUUAUUGCUGCUGUCAACCUUAUUGGCUACACCUUAUCCCGUGGCUCGUAUUCCCAGAUUCAUGCUUUCCGGAAAAACCCUUCUGAUCCUGCUGUAGCUCAUCUUGAAAGCCUUCCAACAUCUGCGGGAAGAAGGUUGUUGGUGUCUGGAUGGUGGGGUGUUGUGAGGCAUCCAAACUACCUUGGAAACAUUAUAUCUUUCACUUCCUGGACGUUCUUGUGUGGGUUCAACUUUGCUCUCCCUUGGGUUAUCCUCGCUUUGACCUGCAGUGCUUACAUACAGCGGAUUUAUGAAGUGGAAAGGGAUUGCAAACGAAAGUAUGGAACUGCCUGGGAUAGUUAUACACAAAGAGUCAAAAACAGACUCAUACCCAAAGUAUUUUAAUGAUCCAGCAUCGUGAAUGUGGUGUUACAGCCACCUAAAUAUCUAAUCUCAAAUGUCCAGAAAUUUUUAGUUGAUGUACUGAAAAUUAUGCUGCCCAUGCGUUUUAUUUAAUUUUCAAGGUCUUUAAAAUGGUCAUUUGAUUCAAAUGUUGAAACACUGACAAAAUAUUGAAAUCAUGAAAAGUUGCAAUGUAUGUAGUUUUAAUGGGAUAUGGUUUUAAAUAAUAUGUACACAAAUUUUAAAAUAUAUAAAAUUUUUAGAUUUUGUAACAAAUGGCAAUAUAGUUAAGAUAGUAAGCAACCAUGACAACCACAACCUUACCCCAUUAUGCUAGGCAAUAGCCUUAUUAAUAGAUUGUGGACUUAAAUGUACAGAGAUUAAUCCCAAGAUUUAUCAGAUGAUGCCAGAUGGGAAUCAUUUAUGAUUUUAGCCCUAAGUACAAAAUGUACAUAUUAUAUUUUAAGAUUUUAAAGUGUAACACAAGAGCCUCAACAAUAAUGCUUAAAACUUCAGUUUCCAAACAGUUUAUCUGAGGAAGGAGUUUCUAUUUAGUUUCUCUCUAUUAUAUAAACUGGCUGUGCAAUGAUCUUUUUAUCUCUUCUGACAAAUGACACUUAAGUUUCCAGUGAUCUCAGAUUUGGAUUAAUUUCCAUAAAAAGUAAUUUUUGCUAACACAUUUUAAAUUUACUGACAACGAUCAAUUCAAAGUUUUAGAUGCUCACCAAUUAUUGGAUUACAAUAUUGAAAUUUUAGCAUUUAUAUAUUUUGCAUUCUGUAGGAUUUGAAUGUAAAUUUUUAGUAUUCUAUAUUUAAGUGUUGUAAAGGUCAAAUUUGUAUCAAUUUCUUUUGUAUAUAUAAGUAAUUAAUAUUAGAUCUUAAUUCUGUAUAGUUUUAAGUGACUUGUACAGUAAUAUGCAAGUGACAAGAGUAAGUUUUGAGAUUUUUGUAUUAAAACCUAUGCCACAAGAACUUGUUCAUUCAUC